Messenger RNA from Sorghum bicolor (sorghum), 549 nucleotides. RefSeq lists its product as uncharacterized. The coding region runs from base 146 to 394 and encodes 82 amino acids. NCBI's taxonomy places the organism in Eukaryota, Viridiplantae, Streptophyta, Magnoliopsida, Poales, Poaceae. The transcript has a single exon. The record is from RefSeq and is a predicted model, not a curated record.
CCGGCCCGCCUCCCAGCUCACCACAACACAGCAUCACACAACUUGACAUCCUACUGUGAGUCAUCGGCGAUUCAGCGAGCAGCACACCUGACCAACCGAACUCUGUAGCCACCAAGAACCGAGGAGGAGCAGGAGAAGGACGGACAUGGCGGCAGCAGCGAAGGCGUCGUGGAUGGUGGCGAUGAGUGUGGGCGCCGUGGAGGCGCUCAAGGACCAGGCGGGGCUCUGCCGCUGGAACUACGCGCUGCGGUCCAUCCACCAGGCCGCCAAGGCCAACGCUCCCAGCUUCGCACAGGCCAAGAAGAAGCUGGCGCCGGCGGAGAGGAGGCGGGCGGACAAGGCCGAGGAGGGGAUGAGGACCGUCAUGUACCUCAGCUGCUGGGGCCCUAAUUAGUUAUUGGGCAUAGUUGCUUAGGUCCUCUAGCUCUUUUCCAGCUUUCAGUAACCCAGAUCGGUCCUCUGGUUGUAAAAAUAUGACCACGAUGAUGAUGAUGAAAAGUUCUGUUUCUUCAUUCUGAGUAUAUGAAUGAAUGCUUCUGCCUUCUGUAA